AUCUCCGACUGCCGUAAAAGAUUGCACAUAGCCCUAAAGAAUCAUUUCCAAUGGCGGAUUUUGAAAAUCGAGGUUACCGCUUGCUUGGAAGGUUCAUAGUUUCUUGACUUAAAUGAACUAAAGAGUGUUUUGAGUGGUCAGUUAUAGCGCAAUAUGACGUCGAAGGAAUAUCCGCCGAGAGUGGUAAGUUGAAGUUGUUUAUAAUUUCCAACUGGGAAGCGGCCAGAACUUUGAAGUCAUUCUCCGGUUCGUACGCCGGGAAUGAGAGAUAGGGAGUUGACUUGCUCUGAAAGAGCCCUAACUACUGUUUUAAGUGUCUCUGAUCUUCUAUUUCUUUAUUAAAUUCGAAGAAUAUUACCAUAAAGAUCCGAUAAAAUCUCCCGAACCAGUGAUAUUGUUGAACCGUACUCCUAGUAUUUCUGUAUGUUCCGUGAUAGUGUGCUCUUUUGAAACCGACAGAUGUUCAUUUCAUUUCUUAAUUUCAGGCCUCUGAAGUUGCCGUAGAUCCUCAUGCACUGGACGUUUUUCAUGCGCAGAUUGAAGAUGUUGAAAUUCAAGGUAAUAUUCUCUUGGCAGCACCGAGAUGGGUCAAUUUGGAUUUAUGAAUAAUCAUCGCGAAGACAUAAUUUCGUCGUCGAAAAAUAUUGAUCAGAUUGCCAGUACGGAACGCUUCCAAGUUAUUAAGUGCUCAAGAUUGUUUUAGAAGCCUUUCUUUCUAUAAAAAUCUCAUUAAAAUUUUGGCAGAUAUGAGCUUAGGGGAUUAUUUUUGUCUUGCAGAAUGCGAAUUUUUAAAGCUAAUACAGUAGCAACAGGACGAAGAAAGAAAUGUUCGAUAUUGGCUUCUUGAGAACUACGCAAACAAUUACAAAUGACGCGGUUAUGUUUAGUAUUGUUUCGUAUAUUACAGAAUAUUUCAAAUCAUAGGAAAUCGCGAUUCAUUUCACAACAUCACUCCAUGGAGACAUUUAUUUCGUCGCGUCUUGACAACUACGAGACUAGCGAUAUUGAAAGCGACUGCCUGUUCCUUAAUUGAUCGAAGACACGAUUUUUGUCCUCUGCAUCGUUGUAUAAAUUAUAUUUUGAUCUAACGUUGCGAAGGCAAGUCUCGGACAAUUGCGGUAUUUUCUACUUAAGCAUUGACUUACUACCGGCUCUAUGAGUAUCGCGAGACUCCACCAGGUGGCUGGCUCAAUAUCGAUUACCUCCGGGAAACAAAACUUUCGUAGAUUCGUGACGUCAGUGUCUUACCGAAUCCGGCAGAAGUUUAUCAAAUUAGGAGAUAUGCUAUAUCAGAAUGCGUCUUUGUUCUGUUUGUAAAAUUGUACCGCAAUGCUCAUUCUAUUUAAUUAGUGUCGUUUUGAGCGUUUAUUUAUCCUGUGGUUGCUCUAUGAUUGCUCUCCAAUAUUUCAUAUUGACACUUUGAUUGGAGUACUUCUUCAGUUUAUGGUUCUUUUUACAAAUUGAGGGAUAUAGCGCUUAGAUAAAUCGGAGUAAGUCUUUCGUAUAUCACUCUUACGGCUUUACAAAUCUUACUUCGUUCUACCCUAGGAAUUUUUUUUUCUUUCAAAAGCAAUCAAAACCCGAUAAAGUAAAAAAAUAAUGAUAAAUUAUAAAGAAAUGGAUUUCAUUAAAGCAAAGACAUUUCAAAAUCCCAAAGUUGACCAGUGAAGGAGCCUUUACUACCUCCCAUGGGAAGGAAAAUUAUUUGAGCUCGCGCCCAUUUUAAUGAAUCUACAACAUUUAUCGUCAUGUAAAUGACACUAGGAAAAUGGGAAAACAAAAAAUUAUCUUCUGUGCUCAUAAACAUGUUUGUAUGAUAUAAUUGUAUAGGUGGACAUAUCUGGAUGAGUUUCAAAGGGAUAAUUGACAGUCUGAGAAAACUCUUUCAGUCUUUAAUCUGGUGAUCGACAAUUUGUUCCCUUCCUUACGCGUGACAUUAUUGAAGGCCUUUAGGGUUAUUUCACCUGUUUUCCUUUUCUUCCAUAAAAUGAUAGAAAGUUUACUUCUUAAAUUAAAAAUUCCUUCUUUCCUCAAACUUCUGAAAUUGAUGGGGUCGAAGGUAAAUGCUUUCGUCCCAUGCCACCUGCGUAAGGAACGCGAAUAUACCAUCGCCAUUUGAUGUUCACGUGCAAGAGCUUUGACAAUGGUACGGUUUCGCUUGAAUACUCACUCAGUGAAAACAAUAAAACUUUUCAAUCUUCUUUAUGUAAUUUUUGACCGCAUCAGUAACUUUCGCAACAAAUUUUCCGUUUAAAACUUUGCAAAAUUUAUAAUUAUUUGCAAGUGCAAAUAAGAUAUAAACACUUGACGCAAAUAUCACACGACUAGCCCCAGUCUUCCUGAGCUCUGGAUAAAAACGCGACGCGCACGUAAUCGAGGUCCAAACAGAAAAAGUGUGAGGGCCGUCGAAUCAUGGAGAUCCGGCAACCGGUGAAUAGCCAAGAACUUUUUUUGUGAUCACCCAUUUUGGGUAGAAAUUAUAACUUUCGUUCUUUCUCCUAGAGCUACGAUAGUAUUCCCGGACCCGUUGACGCUGGGGUAUCCAGUAGGAAUGGCUACUUUGGAGAGCUCGACUAUCAAAGUACGCGCGGAUAAUCGAAUUUUUUGCCGGAAACGCUCACGCUAGCCGCGUACAGAAAUUUUUGCAAUUUUUACCGUGAAGAGUACUAUUUUUACUUUUUGAUCGUACAUCUUAAUAUGGUGAUUUUUAUUACAGAUCAUCGUCAGGUGUAUGUUGGAGUUCAUAUUCCUCUUCGACAAAGGAAACAUCACCACCAUCAGCGGCAUCAUCACCACCGUCGCAGGCACAGGUCCCUACUGGAAUCCAAAGAUGAACUCUCAUCAGGUUAGAAUUUGUUUUUGUUUUAAGCUGCUUGUACUAUAUUACGUAUUGUAACAUUUGCCCGAAUUUUUUUUUAUUUGUCGAAGGAUCGCUCACUCUUUUGUGUUUGAACGAGGGUAGGAAAGAAAAGCGAAAACCUUUAUAACGAGUAGUGUUUAUAUCAUAUAAGCGCGUGAAUGCUUAUUUUCCUCUGAAGGUGCGAAUAAAAUAUUAUUCAGAGAAAUUUGUAGUAGCAUUACAAAAAGCUUUGCUUGUUUUCUAUAGAAAAUUUUUAUUAUCAUCCUCGUGUCACGAGCUUUAGGGCUGUUGUUAUUUUUACUUUGGCAACUUGUAGUAAUCAAUCGAAAAUUACGCAACGAUCGAUAAGCCAAAGAAUUAUUAAGGUUUCAUAUUCCGUGAGAGCUGGUAAUGAUUGUCAGUCCAAAAUUGCACGAAUUCGUGCCGUGAACCCAGCGUGCAAACUCAUAUUGUAAUUUUUCUCUAGCUUAUAAUAUCGAUCUUUUUUUUGCGACGAUUUUGCUAUCAACUCAAGUUCCAUUAAGUGAGGCAUGCGUUUCAAUAUAUGUACCAGUUUAUAUACGAUUCACUCUGGUCAAGUAGUGGUCCUAUUUCGUAGUAUUUUAAAGAGCAGUUAAAAACCAAAUACUGAUGAUUAAUGUUGUCUGUAUUGAAGUCUCUAUUCACUAAUAUCACUGCAUCGAAAGCUAGAGAAUUGUGCAUGUGUAUUUUUGAAACCCAGGGGAACAAAUUUAUUCCUUCAGUUCAAUGUUGUUACAGUAUGUGUGUUCAAAUUUGAUAUUCAGAAAUCCUUUAUUUCUCAGCGAAUUUCGAAAAAAAUUUCCAUAUGGUAACUUAUUGAGGAAGUCUCUAGAAUGAUAAGUUUUCAAGAAAUAUGUCAGAACCUAAAAUUAUUUCGUGAACGUUACAGCACAAGUUUUGUGCGUUGUUCGACUCACAAAGCUUCUUGCUAACAUCAACUCUGUUUACAUCCUCAUUACCUAAUGCCAGGUUAUUUGUACAAUCCGUCUUUGUUAAAUAUUACUUGACCCUCAAAUUGUGAACUUCCAUUCACAGUAACAACUGUGCAGUGUAAUUUUUAAAUACUAUUUAUGCCCAAGCUGUGCAUGUACAGUGAUGUUUUUAAUAGUAGGAAGAUUUUGGUCAUAGGUUAAUUGACUGGAAUAAAUUAACACAUUGUUCUCUGUUAACAAUUAACCACAUCUCAAAUACUCACAAUUACUCCUGUGUUAAUUGAAUAUUCGGUCCCUGUAGUCCUAUUUCUGACUGUUCAUUCUAAGUCUCAUCCUGUCAGCAAUAUUUAGCUUGAAUUUGUUCAAACACACUUUCCACACACUUGUGUUUUGUUGUUUCAAAACCUCCACAUGGGGUUAAAUGAUGAUUUAGAUGAAGUGCUUACUUCAGUUGACAAAAACAAAGAUUUUGUUUAACCUAUAAUAAAGAUCAGCCAUUCUUAAACAGAAAUUUAUUUCAAUGAAUUUCCAUUCUCAUUGAACUGCUGCUCUAAACAGGUUCUCUACAAUGCUUAAUGUGUUAUUCUUUCUAAUGGAACAAUCUUGUGAUAUAAGCUUGUAGCAAAUUUGAAUUCUUGAUCUUAGUCUAAGUCAUUGAUAUUCAGAGAAAAAGAGCACAAUUAAUGUUUUUGCACACACAGCUGUUAUUCCUAAGAUAAGAACCUGAUCUCACUCUCCACGUCCAGGGUCCCCCUUUUCAGGCAGUAAUGAGUAAAAUGUUUAUCACAUCUAGUACCUCUUAUCACAGCUUAAUACAAAAUCGCUAGGAAUUCUUGAAAAUUUAACAGGCAAAUGGAUAACUCUACUGGUUUGAAAAUUUAUUUUACCAGCUGUGUUCAAAAUAAAGGAUAACACUGUACAAAGGACAUACAAAAAGCAUACCAAGCUGAAAUAAAUGCUUUCAGACAGGAUAUAACAGCCGUAAACAAACAUGAACAUUAUCAUGACAUUAUUGUCUCAUUAGCUAGACCUAUUUUUCCCUCGCCAAACAGAGUAUUGUUAUGGAUGUGAGCAAUGGUAUAAUGCUCUAUUAUGUGCCCAUUGUGACUUGCUGGUCAAAGAGAGUUAAUCGCAUAAGUGCACUGAUUUAAAAACCUUUGUCUGGAACUGAGCAAAGAAUUCAACAGGUAUUCAAGAUCAGACAAUUGUUUGGCUACUAUGCAGAUUUCUCAAGCUAAGUCUUAAGGGUUUGAGCUAUUUUUCCUUCAGAGGCAGAGAAUGUUUUUCUUGUACUUCACACUACUCUCUUUUCACAACUUUUCCUAAUGAAAACCCCAAAAGCUCCCAAGAGAAAUUGGUGUUAAAAUGUUGCUUGUCUGAAGUAUUGAUGAAGUAAAAGCAGGAAAAUCUAUAAUUAUUUGCAACAGCUGACUGAACAGGGUUUGAUAGUUUCACAUUGAAGGUACUUCAACUUAAUUCCACAGAUCAUGGAUUUAUUAGCUAUUGUUGUAAGUGAAAAUCACUCAUGGCACAGAAUAUUGGCAUGAUAUUUGGCCUGACAAGUAUUACUAAACCUCAAUUCACUGAUAUUCUGAAAGAACCAGUUUCAAUUUGUUGACACCAAAGCUUAGUAAAGGGGUGUUGUUUUGAGUAGCAUCCAGCAUUGAUUUCUAAACAUCUAGAGUGGACAAGAACAUUGGUCAUAGAUACACACACACAGCCCCAUUAUGUUAACUCUUUCAUUCCCAAGAUCUCACAAGUAAUUCUAUUUACUUUCUGCCAUACGAUUCUUAUGAUAUUAGUUUAGAGAACUUGGUGUUGGAUCAGCCAAUAGUCUGCUAAUUGUUAUUUUUCCUUAUUCUCAUUCUUGAUAUUGUAUUGAUAUUGUAUGGAGAAAUUCUGUUACAGUCACUCACCACAGUUAAAGGGUUAAGUUACCCUAGUGAUCCUACAGGGUCACCCAAAAUGAUUGGGAGUAAUAAUUUAUUAUUUUAGCCUCUGAAAAGGUGGAAUAAGCUUUGCAGUAUCCAGUUGUGAAUUCUCCCCCAACCAAGCUUUUUGUAAUUUAGAAAACUAGACAGUAGCUGAAAUAUUUCAUUCAUCAAUCCUCUUCUCCUAUACAAUUCAGCAUGAACAAAUUCUGCUUGUUUUUAGAUGCAGGGACACCAUCAUUGCCAACAGACAAAGUGCGCUUCAUUCUUGGUGGAGAAGAAGCUGACCAAGAGCAACACAAAAUGUUCACAGAAUUGCUGGAAUACCAGGGUGAUAAAGAGGGGAAUGAGGAGUGGAGGGAAAUGGCUCGGUGGUUGAAAUUUGAGGAGGAUGUGGAAGAAGGAGGAAAUCGUUGGAGUAAGCCGCAUGUCGGUACCCUUUCACUGUACAGUCUGUUUGAGUUGAGAAGUGCACUUUUGCGUGGAACAGUACUUUUGGACAUGAAUGCAAAUAAUUUAUCUCAAAUUGCUGGUAAGUGUCUCCUCAGAGCUUUUAAACAACUAAAACAUGUACUCUAGUUAAUUGUAAAGAAUGUGUUUCUUUCAUGUCAAGCCAUUCCAAAUAAGGACAGAGAAAAUCAUCAGGUUAACAUUCGUGAAGAAUGCAUGUAUGUGUCAUUAAAAUUCACCAUGAUUCACCAGGAGUUUGGUUCAGCUAUUUAACAAGGAUGUGCAGUCAUUAAGUGUUUACUGUACUUCAUUAAAUCAUUUUUAUUAAGUACUGUAAACACUCUUGUGAAAUUAAACAAUCUUUUUCUUUUCAGAUCUUGUCCUUGAUGAUCUGGUGAAUAAAAAUCAAUUGGAUCAGGACAACAGGCAGCAAGUACGUGAUGCAAUCUUAAAGAAGAAGCGUCAUCAGGGAAACAAAACAACAAAGAAGAAGAACUCCAACCCAAUCAGUAGCUUUGGAUCAUUUGCAAAGAAAGGCUCAUCUGCAGGCUUUGGUGACAUGUUCAAAAGAUCUGAUUCAUCCCAUAAGACAACUGCUCCAAAGAAUUUAGAGGUGGUGAACGAGGAAGACAAAUAUGAUGGAGAGUUCCCACAUUUACCAUCAGCUGCAGACUUGGUGGGAAAAGGGAAAGAGAGUGGUGUUAAUGGUGAUGCAGGUCUUAACAAGAUAGACUCCGAGACUUGCUUAGAAGCGGUUGGUUUACCCUUUUUUCUUAGCUGUUACACUCAAAAACCAUGAAAAGCCAUAUUUUUUAUUCUGAUGGCAAGUCUGCCCGAUAUUGUAUUUUUUUUCACCUGAAAGAUUCCUUCCUUGCUCAGAAGUGGUUUAGUUUAACUUUUUUCUUACCUGUUCCAGAUAUUUGAAAUUCUUAUAAGCUACAUUUAUUGAAAAAUGUGAUGUCAAGUCUGUAAAAGGUCAAGGGUCAACCACCACACUGUCCAUGUGGACUGUUUAGCUUCAUGUACCUAUAAAAAUAAUUAUAAAGAAAACUUUUCUAGGUGAAGUAACUAAGGUCAUCAUGCUAUGAUCCUUCAAUGCUUUGUUGUUUUGAAACCAAAAAGAGUUGAAACACUAAGCCUUUUACUCCCAAGAUUUCAUUUGUAAUUCUCCAAACUAGUUGAAUACCAUUCUUAUAAUGUUAGUGGGGAGAAAUUGGUAUUGGAUCAAUUAAUAAUCCCCUAAUUGCUAUUUUUCUUCAUUCUUAUCAAUUUUCUGCUUGAUUUUGUAUUGAUAUUGUAAGGAGAAAUUUUGUCUUGGUCAUUUAUGGUGGUAAAAGGGAAUUAAGCAACACUCUGGUUGUGUUGAUCCACAUGCACUCACCUAUUAAGUGUUGAGUUUCUAUCAUCAAGAUAAUCAGAAAAUUUCCCUUCCAGUUUGAUGCCAACUUUAUGAAGAAGAUUCCCCAGGGUGCUGAGGCUUCCAAUGUCUUAGUUGGUGAGAUGGAUGUCAUAAAGAAGCCAGUGACAGCAUUUGUACGUCUGGAGAAUGCAUCACUUUUAGGUGACCUCACUGAAGUUCCAGUGGCAUCGAGGUUUAUAUUUCUCAUGUUAGGACCACCUGGUACACCAGGAAGGUACAUGGAAGUUGGACGUGCUAUUGGGACAUUGAUGUCAGAUGAGGUAAUGUUGUCCAUCUCUAAAGCUGGACUAACUAAUUAACCCUUUACACCCUGACAUCAGCAUGUAUAUUCUCCAUGCUGUUCUUUAUACAUUUCCUAUGGUAAUGACAAGGAGAAUUUAUGUGAAUGAAAGUGAUCCUCACAGUAAUGUGCACUACUUGGGCAGUAGUGAAAACCAAUUAAGGAGAAUUUAGUGAAAAAUCAAAAGCUUUUCAAGUUUAUGAUCAUUUCCUCAUUUCUCAAGAGUCUAAGGUUUGGUUCAGAAGCGAAACCUUAAUGAGAAAUUACAUACUAAUCACCCCAAAAGAUUAAAGGGUUUAAAAAAUGCCAAACUUGGUUUAAAUUCCUGUUGUGAGUGUUUCUAACUUGAGAUACCUCGCUUUCUCAGCCCUGUAAUAGUGCAAAAUGUGUAUCCAUACAUUAUUGCCUGUGAUACUAAAUCCAACCUGAAACUACACAUUUUUAAGACAUUGGUUAAUUAAAUGAGGAAAAACAUGGCUUUGUAUUUUAUCUGAUGGAAUUCAAAUUUGGGUAAUUUGAUUUGAGUGCACAGACAUGUUAUAGCUCAAAAUGAAUCCAGGUGCGAGUGGAUUAUAUUUAGUUUGAUUCAAAUUUUUAUUUUUUCUAGAUACAUAACCAUAGUUCUUAAAUAAGGAAAAGUGAAAUUGAAACAAUUUUGAAAUAAUUUUAACCUGAUUAAUUGAAAUAAGCAUUUUUUAUUUCAAUUUUAACCUCUUUGUUUAUUUUGUAGAUUUUUCACGAAGUAGCCUACAAAGCACAUUGCCGCGAGGAUUUGUUGGCUGGAAUUGAUGAGUUUUUAAUGCAGGUAAUUUAACAACAAUAUUUCAUCAUCCAAUUGCUGUUAGUAGUUAGUCAUGAGUUUUUCCCAAUCCUCCCUGUCUUGUAGUGCUCUUUUACCUUGAUACCUCCUCUGGCAUUUGGUUGGUAUUCCUCUCUGAUUAGACCAGCCAUAUACUGAUGGAAUAUUAUUAGCUUUGGAUUAACAGUCUUGUCAUUGUUGGGGGUAUGGUGGAAAAGGUAGCUUAUUGAACAAUUUGAUCCCUAGUUUCUUAAAAAAUGCUUAAGGAGGAAUGGAUAUGAAUUGAUAUUUAAAUUUGGUGAUCUUAUCUUAUUUCAUUCUGACUGUGUGGAUAAAAUGGAGCAAACAACAUAGUUGUUAUAUCUCUAAUUCCUUGCACAGUCUAACAUCACUUGUCUCAAUAGCAAACAUCUUGAAAAAAUUUUAGUGUGUCUGUAUGUGUUAAUAUAGGCAUUGUCACAAUUGAUGCCCAUAAAUAUAAAUUAAUGCCAUUUGCCAUGCUUCUCUUGGUUAUAGUCUUGUUCACUGUGUCAAUAAUUUAUGUCACCUUACAUUUGACCCAACCAUCACAACUCUAAGGAAACUCUUAUCCUUUCAUUUCAUAUCUUAGAGAAUACUUUUUUAUUUUGUGAUUUCAGGUGACAGUGUUGCCACCUGGUGAAUGGGAUCCAUCCAUCCGCAUUGAGCCCCCAGAUGCUGUUCCAUGCCAGGGAAACCGUCUUGAGACUGUGAAGUCUGGAGGUGGUGGAGAAGUGGAAGAACAUGAUCCUGCAGGAGACAGAGAGGAACAACUUCAGAAAACAGGAAGGUAGGGAGAUAAUGACUGGUACAAAAAACAAUGUAGAGAAUUUGAUACAUCAUGUUUUGCCUGACAGUUGGGUGAUUAGACUGUAAAAAAAAAGGAUCUAAAACCCAAUUGAAGGUUAAACCUCUAAAUCCCAAGACUAAAAUAUCAGCUAAAAGAAUUAAGCCUCAAAUGAACCAAACUUUCCAAUCAGAUCUGAUUGGGUAGUUUCUUAGAGUGUUUUCCUAGUUUUUUUUUUUUUGCAAUAACUGGGAGUCAUUCUUUAUUUCUCUGACAGGUUAUGUGGUGGUCUUAUAGCUGACAUUAGACGUCGUGCUCCUUGGUACUGGAGUGAUUUUAAAGAUGCCCUCAACCCUCAAUGCAUCGCAUCAAUCAUCUUUAUUUACUUUGCUUGUCUCACACCAAUUAUUACAUUUGGGGGUUUAAUGGGCACAAAGACAGGGAAGAACAUGGUAAGAUGUGACUGAUAAUGCACCUGUUUUACUGCUAUAUGUUCCUUUUUGGUUGCUACUGCAAAGCAUUUUGGUAUGAAACAUGGUCAAUUUUGCUCAUUUUCAUCAUUAUUUGAAAAAAAUAUAGUUGCUGAUUGCUGUUGUUUAACAAAAAUGAAAUAAAAUAAGCUUACUAUUGCUAUUGAAUAAAAAUGCUGUAGGUUACCUUUCUUUAAAUGCUAUAUAUGUAAUGUCUGGGAACAAACUAGUUUGCCUCAGCAGCUCAACAUUUUCUGUUUCAGUUGAUUUUUCCUUCUGUUUUACACAUUUUUUCCUCUUAGCUACAUAUACAUAUUAUUUCUCUCCAAAGCUCUAAAUAGGCAUGUUUCCAAUUUCUUGCCUUCAGGAAUUGUCCAGGUAACCUAUCCUAAAUUCUCUCUCCUCUUACUACCUCUCCUAAAUUUUUAGGCUGCCAUGGAGCAAAUUCUUGCUGGUGGAAUUGGUGGAGUCCUCUUCUCCGUAUUUGGUGGUCAACCACUUAUUAUUCUGGGUGCCACUGGGCCUAUGUUAGUGUUCGAAGAAAUUCUUUAUACAUUCUGUGAUAAAUUUGGCCUCGACUACAUGCCGUUCCGUUUAUGGAUUGGUAUAUGGACGAUGUUGUACUGUUUUAUCCUCGUGGUAACAGAUGCUAGUGCCCUUGUGCGAUACUUCACCCGUUUCACAGAAGAGUCAUUUGCUACUUUAAUUGCGUUGAUCUUCAUUGUUGAGGGCUUCAAGAAGUUGUUCCAUGUAUUGCAUGAUAGCCCAGUGACUAAAGGUUACAUAACUAAUCAUAGCUGUUUAUGUUAUCCGGGAGAGGAAGAUUCAUCAGAUCAUCACAUGACAGACAGCUCGUCUUUCUACAACAUAACACCCCUGAACUAUCCUAUAGGAGACUGUGCAAGGUAUGGUGGUCAGCUUGUGGGUGCGGCAUGCAAUGAUAAUGUGUUUUUCCUGUCUGUCAUCCUUUCUCUCGGAACCUUCUUCCUGGCAGUCUCGCUGAAGGAAUUCCGUAGCAGCAGUUAUUUCCCAACAAAGGUGAGUUUCAUUUCAUUUUAUGCUCCAGACUGUCCUACAGGUACAUGAGCAUCAACUUCCUAUAGGAAGACAAAGGCAAAACAUACACAUGUUUUGGCUGAAUCAAUCACUGCAUCAUAAGUGAUAAGAAUGCCCAAUAUCCUGUUAUUUUUUUUUUCUUGUCUCAGACUUUAGCAAAAUCUUGUCACAGUAAGGAUGAUGUUAGAUAUUUGCUCCAGAAAAUCAGGAUUUCAAAAAAAGCCAGUGACAGUUGGAGUUCUGCUGGCUACUUGAUAACAUGUCAGCAGUUACUAUGGUCAAAAUGAUUACCUUUUGGUCCUAAAUUAACUCUUCACAGUCACCCACUUUUUUUCAGUCUAAUGCCUACUUCAGAACAUUUUGAAACCCCCUGGAAAAUAGUUUAUCCUAUGCUUCCUGGCCAAGGAUGUGGUGUCUAAUUUUAAUAACCUAAAUUUUCAAUGUCUUUCCCAUAACAGGUCCGCUCAGUAAUCUCUGACUUUGCCAUCUUGAUAAGUAUCAUGGUUAUGGUUGGUGUGGACUUGGCAUUUGGUGUCAACACUCCUAAGCUUGACAUCCCAUUGAAAUUUGAGCCAACAAACAGUAAAGCCAGAGGAUGGAUAAUCCCACCUUUGGGUAAGAAUCCUGUGUGGACCAUCCCUGCCGCAGCAAUCCCAGCCUUACUAGCCACUAUCUUAGUUUUCAUGGAUCAGCAAAUUACAGCACUGAUUGUAAACAGACGAGAACACAAACUUAAGGUAUGAAGAUCUGUUUUCUGUGUAAGGCAUAAUGUACAGAGAUCUUUUUUAGUACCUGCUUAAAAAACAAUACUUAAUAACUUAAAAGGGUCGGUAAAAUUUUAAUAACACUGAUUAAUAAGAAGCUUCAACAUUUGCCCCCACAAAGCUGGAUUCAAUGGUCAGUUUUUUUGUUAGAGGCAAAAUCAGCAACUGAGACUUUCUACAUAUUGACCAACCUUUUAAUAACUAGACCUUGAAGACCUUUACUUUUGAGCCAUUCCCUCACAAAAAUUAACUCUUUGCCUAUGGAUACCUUCAUGUUUAAGGUAAAAUACUUGUAUUCUGCUGGAAAGAUUUGACACUUCUGGUUCAAUUUCCCCACUCCAGCUCGGCAAGGUUCAAAUACCCAUCCCCUGUGUUUUAGUCUAAGACCAAUGCUACCUUAUAGGAAUCCUAGCCCAAGGCCAAAAUAAGCCACAAAAACCUUGAAUUAGAUCUCAAACUCUAUGGGUUUUUUAAUUACAAUCUAAGCCUGAACACUUAAAAGCCUUAGGCAAAACAGAUCAACUUUUACCUAGCAUUCCACUUUACCUUUUAAACUGAAAUUACUUAGUACCAAGGUUAUGUUGCCAACAAUGGGUUAACAUUUUGGACCAAAAACUUAUCAGCAAUAAAUAUGUGCUUUCAAUUAGACUGGUAAUUAAACUCACAUUAUGUUAUUUCUCUUUACAGAAAGGAGCAGGUUAUCAUCUUGAUCUUCUACUUGUGGCUAUUAUCAUUGGUAUAUGUUCAUUGCUGGGUUUGCCCUGGGUAGUAGCAGCCACUGUUCUGUCAGUCGGUCAUGUGCAGAGUUUGUUUGUAGAAUCUCAGUGCACAGCUCCUGGAGAGAAAGCACAAUUUCUUGGUGUGAGGUAUGUUGGCUUGUCAUUAUGCAAAUACAUUACACUCUUGAACAUACCUUAGAGCAAAUGAAGUUACUUGAAAGGGGUGCAUUCAUUUGAAAUGGGUGCAUUCAUUUGCAAGGUGCCUGAAAGGUGUUGCAGUGAAUGACGGAAAGUAGAUCCACCAUGUUGCAAGAAAUUUUUGUAGACAUUUUAGUUUGCAGCUUUGCAGCUUACACAUACAUUGGAUAUACAUCUAGUGCUAAAUUUUCCAAUAUUUAAACAGCGUUUGCUACAUGUUGCAUUGAUCUAGAUACAUCAAACCCAUCAAAGAAUAGUAGUAAUAAAUAACAACAUGUAACACUCUAUGGAGAGAUUUUAGUAACUCCAGCUGUACAUUUGUUAUGUACCUAACAGGGAGCAACGUAUCACUGGCACAUUCAUUUUCAUCUUGAUUGGCCUGACUGUGUUUAUUGCUCCUAUACUUAAGGUUUGUGUUUCUUUGUAACUUCCCCUUAAAUUUAUGUUUAAGCUGUUUUUUGCAUGCAAUUUAAAGAAAAUUUUGUUUUAUUUGGCUUUUGUAAUACUAACAGCAGGUUUCAAGAAGUGUUGAAAUUGAUCAAAACUAAACUCAUUAUGACAUGGUCACUCCUGUUUUCCUUCAAAAUAAGCAGUUGGUAUGUGUGUGUGUGUGUGUGUGUAUGGGGGGGGGGUAUUUUCUUUACUUUGAACUUUCAUUGGUUCAUUGUGAUAAUUUCACUUACUCUGAUUGGCAUUUAUGGUUACUUCUGUGUUGGUCACAUGACACUCAAUCAUAAUGUGCUCUAAUCUUUUCCAUGUGUUAAGUUAUACUGGAUUUGAUUGCUUCAUUUUUAAUUUGCCACUUUUUUUCUAUAGUUUGUUCCAAUGCCUGUUCUUUUUGGUCUCUUCUUCUACAUGGGAUUCUCAGCCCUUAGGGGACUGCAGGUUAGUGCCAACCUGUGCCUAUUGAUUAAAUGUACUGGGAGAUGCAUGAAGUAGUGGCUGUUUAUUGUUAGGAGAACCUGAAGACAUGGACAAUUCAGGGAUACUCAUGAAUUGUUGGGAAAAUGUAAAUAGUGCUGUAAUUUAAGGACUAGUUACAGCUUGCUGAGGACAAAACUGAAAGGAAUCUGUGGUGGCACCCCUAAAUACUCAAGGAGAAAUUCAGGUUUUGGUUCUUGAUAAUGGACCAACAAAAAUACUGGGAGGAUUCGUGUAGUAGAAUGCCAACCUUGUUAAAAACGCUUAAGGGAGUGUGAGACUCCGUAAUUGAUUCCCACCCUCAUAAAAAUGCAGAGUCUACAGGGUGUCUUCUAGUGGACCAAAAACCUCAUUAAAAUGCUGAGGGGGAGAUGUUGUUUACCAAACAAAUUUUGAAAAAGAUGUGUGUAGCUUAAAGGUAUAAACUAAAAUACCACUUAAGAGGUCAUAGUCAUAUUCUUGAGAUAUUUGGUCACCAAAUCGUUAGAUUAUUUACUGAUGCAAUUCUUCUUUUGGCCAACAGUUCUUUGAUAGGUUAAAGAUCAUGUUUAUGCCUGUGAAGCAUCAACCUGAUCUGAUGUUCCUGCGACAAAUUCCUCUCAAGAGAAUCCAUAUCUUUACACUGAUUCAGCUAUUCUGUUUGGCUGUACUGUGGAUCAUCAAAUCCACCGAUGCUGCCUUGAUCUUCCCUGUUAUGGUUUGUACUUGCUUUAUGCAUAUAAAAUGAAAAACUUUUUUAUCAGUAGAUGAAAGAGUAUGUACCACCAAUUUAUAAUUUUCUUACUAUUUUAGUAUAUUGAUGUGCUCUGUCCAAGGGGUUAGGAUUGUGAAUGAGGCGAUAUGAUAUUUAACAAAUAUUGUAAACCUAGUUAUUUGUGAUGUAAAUCACCUUUCUCUUUUUGCAUGGUGAUUAAAAUUUGCAUUGCAUUGUCAGUGUUGUAAUGUUGUCAUACGUCUGUUAGUUAGUAGGUCACAGAUGACGUCAAAAUGUGGUAACCUUAAAAAAAGUGGCACACAAGGGGCAGCCAAGUUUGUCUCUGAUGUUACCGAAUUUUGAUGUCUUCUAUUACUUAAGAGACCCACUGCAACAUGGUCAAGUGCUUCUUUUUUUAGGAACCAUUUUUUCACAUGUUUUGGCUGCUAUAAAAGACUCUCUGAAAACCUUUCCAUUUGGUUAACAGGUAUUGAUGUUGGUUGCUGUACGUAAAGUCAUGGAGAAGAUUUUCAACCUCCAUGAACUUGAAGUGUUGGAUGACUUGAUGCCAGAGAGCAUCAAAAAGAAGCAAGCUGAUGAGGCAGCAAAAAAGAAGGAUGAUGACUAUGAUUCUGAUGAGGAUGAAUAUGAUGAGGACGGUUUUAAUCAUUGUGAUGAAACUGAUGGCAAAAAGGUGAAUAUAAGCUAAUCUUUACAUAGUGGUGUAUAUGGUGUAAGUUUUGCAUGAUAUCAUCUUUUCCAUGUAAGUCACCCUUGGUAAUUCAUGUAUUUUGAAGAAGAUUGUGCUCUAAGUAUUGAUUAGUCUCGGUGGAGCCAGUAAAAGCCAAGCCUACUUUUUGCAUGGGUUCAUGAUGUACCUGUUUUGUGAAUUUGAUAUUAAACUCCUCCCUAUCCUUGUAAGGUAGACAGCUGUGCUGCUGGUAAUGGUGCUGUGUAUUAGUGCUGUGUUUCUGCUCUUGCAAAUUUCUCUCAGUAAAGCUGAUAGUGUUUACUGUGUAGAUUGAGAGUCUCAAAUUCCUUUAUAUGCUAAUCCUGUUGAAAAAACUACCACACUUUAGUGAUGGUGAUUGGUGCUUUUGGUAGUUAUCGAAGACCAUCUUGACCUGAUUUGUUUACCUGUAGACGUGCAAAGAAUCUGUGUGUGUGACAGUUGAUUUCCAUUUUGACUUAUUUUCUCUGUAUACAAGGCAAAGCAACAAUUGGUUUCAUGCUUAAGUAAGCAAUGGGAAAAAAGAGAACCUUUCAUUUUGAAUAUUUACAGAUGUAAAAUUACUUGUUCUCCAUGAUUAAAACUCAAAGAUGAAAAUCAAAAAUGAACUAAGACCUGCGACAUUUCCUUCUGUUGGACAUUGGGACUGAAGGAUUUAAAAGUUUGUUUGUGAUGCGUUUCCCUGUUCAGUAAAUUCUACAUUUUAAACCUUUUUUCAGGCCCUCGCUGAUGGAAAGGAGUUAAAUGGCACUGCAAAUGUUGUAGCACCAAUGAAUAUCUCAGAGGAGAUGUGCAGGAGCUCACUGUGGAAACAGUUUGUCAAGGAUGGAACAACAGCAAAAAGCAGAAAAGGCAAACCUGGUGACAAAUCCAAGCAUAAACACAAACACCAUCACAAAAAUAGGCACCAUCGUCAUAAGAGAGAUCGUGAAGGAUCAGCUGACGAAGAGGGACUGUGGAUGCUUGAAAAGAAGAAGGAAAAUGGUGAAGAUGCAGGAAGUGAUGUCGAAAUGGGAAGAAAGCUUUCUACAAUAAAUGAGGACAAGCAAGAUAUUGUUAUUGACAUGGAGGAGAUACAGAAAUCAUUACUUGAGUUGAAUGAAAUUGGCAGCACUGUAGCUGGUGAAGGAGAUGACAAGCAAACUCCUGGUGAUGCGGAAAAUCCUGUUUAGAUUGUUUCUUGCAUGAAUUCUGGCAUUCAUUUAAUGCCAGUAUUGUUGGUCACAUGACAACAUAUUAGUACGCAUACAUGAUUAAAAGGCAGGUUCAAUUGCAUAAAAUGGCACACUUUGAGGUUGAAAUAGACAGCAGCAACCCAAUGUAUUUAAUUAGUAUCUCCAGUAACAGACAUAAGUUGAAGUGCAUGCAUGCAACGGUGAAUUUUCAAUUUUAUAAAAUUUUAAAACUCCAGAUUUCUCUUUGGACGUGGCAAUGUUUAUUGACUGCAUUAAUUGAUGAAAAAAUUCUGAUUUUUAAUUGAAGGCUGUAUUCAAACAUAAAGGUGAAAAAGCUGUAUAGGAAAGAGAUCUUUUGAUGAGACAAGUCAUGUGUGGUUAAAAAAUCCAUGAGAUCUGUUCUAAGAGUUGGAAUUGAAUAAGAACUCCCUGGGAAAUUUAAUUAUCUGUUGAAAAAGAUUUUGACAUUUGG
Molecule: messenger RNA, 16697 nt
Organism: Pocillopora meandrina
Lineage: Eukaryota; Metazoa; Cnidaria; Anthozoa; Scleractinia; Pocilloporidae
Source: the annotation of a GenBank genome assembly